Molecule: messenger RNA, 411 nt
Organism: Maudiozyma barnettii
Lineage: Eukaryota; Fungi; Ascomycota; Saccharomycetes; Saccharomycetales; Saccharomycetaceae
Gene: RDL2
Product: thiosulfate sulfurtransferase RDL2
Exons: 1
Coding region: 1-411 (136 amino acids)
Cellular component (GO): mitochondrion
Molecular function (GO): thiosulfate-cyanide sulfurtransferase activity
Source: RefSeq, a predicted model, not a curated record
AUGAUUAAAUCUGUUUUCGGAAAGGGUUUAAUGUACCGUACAUAUGGUAGCAAUUCUAACAAAAUCUAUACUUUCGACCAAUUUAAAGUUCUAGUCCAGAACCCAUCCUCCAAAGUUGUGUUAGUUGACGUGAGAGAACCUUCUGAGUUACUGGAUUAUAAAUUACCACAUACUAUUAACAUUCCUUAUAAGACUAAACCUGAAGCAUUAUCAUUAAGUAGAUCUCAAUUUAAGGCUGAGAUGGGAUUUGAGAAACCAGCUGAAGAUAAGGAAUUGGUAUUCUUUUGUGCAAAAGGUAUUAGAGCUGCUGCUGCAAAAGAUAUUGCAAGUAAGAAUGGAUAUUCAACUACAGCUGUGUACCCUGGAUCUAUGACUGAAUGGUUGGCUAAUGGUGGUCGCGAUAUUAAAUAA